GUAAACCGGUGAUGCAUGUGUAUUAGUGACGUGUGUGUAUUUGUGGACGAUCAUCGAGAAACAUUCGGCUGUGAGACCAAAGGUUGGAAAAAAUGGAUCAAAUUCGGCACAAAUGUGGGUACUGUGGGUGGAUUUUCCGCUUCACUACAAAUUUUAUUGAUCAUGACUGCUUCAAACAUUAUAUCGAAGGUGUAGACCACAUCAGCGUUGACGAAAACUAUGUCGUGACAAUAGCAGUUAGAAGCAAACGUGGGCUUUACGACUUUCGUGUACCUGCUUCGGAGAGAACCAUGUUGCGCAAAAAUGCAUUAUGGGUGGAAGUUUCAAACAUAUUAGGAGGAUCCCUCAGUUCAGAAGAGGCUAAGGCUCGAUGGAAAUAUCUACGAGACAACUACAUAAAAGCCCGCAAAAAGGUUCGGGCGUACGUGCCCAGCGGAUCGGCAGGUACUGCUGCUAAUGUCAUUACCGAGAAUAAGUCAAGGUUUCAAUAUUAUGAACUUAUGAGAUUCCUGAACGAUUCAUUGCAGACACGGCCGACAGUAAGUUCGUUGACAGAUUCCAGUGCUAAAAGUGAAGUAGAUACUUCACUUGACACAGGAAACGAGCAACACGAGGGUAAUACCUUAGCUAAGCCUUCGACGACGCUUCAGAUUUCGGCUAUCAACAAUUCUCCACAGACACCGGCAUUUUCUUAUAUUCCUUCACGGACGUCGACACCCACAAAUAUUUCUUCACAGACGCUUGAUUCCAUCGACGUUCUUUCACGAACCCCAUCACCCACGACAGAUUUUUCAUGGAAAUCAACUCAAAGAAGAGUACCUACACGGACACGAGCCACAGGAUCGAAACGUUUGUUUAUUUAUAUUUUCAUCUGUUAA
Messenger RNA from Formica exsecta, 878 nucleotides. RefSeq lists its product as uncharacterized. Gene Ontology annotation, biological process: regulation of transcription by RNA polymerase II. The record is from RefSeq and is a predicted model, not a curated record. Gene Ontology annotation, cellular component: nucleus; transcription regulator complex. Lineage: Eukaryota; Metazoa; Arthropoda; Insecta; Hymenoptera; Formicidae. Bases 93 to 878 code for a protein of 261 amino acids. The transcript is spliced from 5 exons.